AUCAAAGCCCAUGGAGUUGCACAGGGGAGAGAGAGAGGGAGAGGGAGAGCAGCGUCCGCCCGCUCCCUUAUUAGCAGAGAGCUACGCUGCGGAGGCCAUGGCGGCUGACAUGGACCCCUGGGUGGUCUUUAACGCCAGAAAGACCCCCAGGGCCGAGUUCGAGAACUGGCUGGAGACGAACUUGCCGUCCCAGGUGCGCCGGUUCGGGGAUCCGGAGAGGAACGUGGGCCCUGUUGGGUGGAUCGCGGUGUAUGGGCCACAUUACAUCCACAGCGAGGGCGACCUGGCAGCCCUGCAGCAGGACUGGGAGAGGCUGCAGGCCAGCGGGAGACCGGUGACCUUCGACACGGUCAAGGAGCUGGCCCUGAACAACGGCGUGCUGAGCGGGAAGUGGCUGAUGUACCUGGACUCCGGGUUCAAGGUGGACCACGCCUGGGAGGGCAUCGCCCGCGCCAUCCUCGACGGCCACAUCGCCGUGGCCAAGGUGAGCCCCCGCGGGCCCGACUCCUCGGACAGCAGGCACGUCAUCUGCGUCUACAACCAGACCUUCACCGACCAGGAGGAGGUGGUGAGGCUGGAUGCUGCCAUCCGGGCUACGGGCAUCAAGUGCCAGCUGUCCUACAAGCCUGACGUCUACACCUACCUGGGCAUCUACCGCAAGAACCGCUGGAAGCUGUGCCCCACCAUUUACGAGAGCCGGUUCGACCUGGAGCGCGUGCCCAGACGUUCUCUAAUCACCAAUAAAGUGACCAGCACUGAGGUCACUUAGCCCACAUACUGUUAGGUACUGGGAGGAGUAAGGGUCACUUUCUGUCGAUCUUGGUGCCAGCUCUUGUAUUGCAUUGCCGACAGGAGUGUGCUGAUGCUGCCUUUAAAAAAAAUAUUCAAUAAAUCCAGUCAUUAAACGCGUUGAUUUGAAAAUCAAGAAAAGGCGUCAGUGAAAUUGAAACCCUGCUGUUUUGUGAUCCUCGUUGCAAAAAUAAAGUUUGCAUCAUUUUUGAUUUGUGGGACACACCUGUCCCUUAAAGGGUUAAUCGCGUUGAUUGAAGCUAAACUGUUAAAACUAUAAAUGCUGGCUCAAGCCAGCUGUGGGACAGUGUUCAGAACAGUUCACAAAGCAAUAACAUGAGAAAACUGGAGGAAAUGAUGCGUGUGAUCUUGUUCCUCUGAUUCUGUGCCAGUACGCUUUGAUUGAUUUUAGGAUGUUAUCCGAUAACACUUCAGCUUUCUAUUCAGUGCCAGUACUGAAAUGUAUCCCUCUACAUGUUAUCAAAUAAAUCAACCAAUCACCGCUAA
Messenger RNA from Acipenser ruthenus (sterlet), 1296 nucleotides. Its product is annotated as UPF0696 protein C11orf68 homolog. The transcript has a single exon. Lineage: Eukaryota; Metazoa; Chordata; Actinopteri; Acipenseriformes; Acipenseridae. Bases 11 to 769 code for a protein of 252 amino acids. The record is from RefSeq and is a predicted model, not a curated record.